GAAGGGGGCGGAGCCUGACUGGAAUAGGAAAAGAUGGAAUAAAGAUGGCGGAGGAAUAACAUAAGAAGCUCCAGCGAUAUUGUCGUGAAGAGAAUUGGUUUUUUUGGUCGGUUAAAGGUUGGAUUAAACGCCGGAUAAUCGCAGAAAAGUGUAAAAGAGCCACCAUGUCGCAGAAUAAAAGUGGAUACGUGCAGUUCGUGGACAGCGGCUCACCUCCGCUGCCAAACCCCGGGCAGCCGAACCCCGUCGGAUUCGUCCUGCCUCCUCCGGACUACAACGGGAUGCCCGGAGUCCCGGGAGAACCCGGAGCGCCCGGCGGUGUUCCCUUUCCUCCUCCGGGAGCUUUUAUGCAUCCGAUGUACGGUCAGGGCGGACCCGGAUAUCCACCGGCUCCCUUUCCACAAACGACUCCCUACAACCCAGCACCUCCGAAUCCGAAUCUCACUCCAACUCCGAAUCCGGCUCCGAAUCCGGCUCCGAAUCCGGCUCCGUACCAGUACACUCCGGAUGCAUCCAACAACUUUUACCAAAGUGACGAGCCUCCUCCGGUGUACCACCACGAGGAGAUCACCAUCUCGGGAUUCGAUGACAAAGCAGUGAGACGAGCGUUCAUCCGCAAGGUCUUCCUCGUUCUCACCGUGCAGCUGGUUGUCACCUUCUCCUUCGUCGCUCUCUUCACCUUCGAGCACAACAUCAAGACGUUCGUGAGGCACAACAUCUGGACCUACUACGUGUCCUACAUCAUCUUCUUUGUUUCGCUCAUCACCAUCAGCUGCUGCGGAGAAUUCCGCCGCAAACACCCGUGGAACCUGGUCGCCUUGUCGGUGUUGACCCUGAGCUUGUCGUACAUGACGGGCAUGAUCGCCAGCUUCUACGACACGGACGCCGUCAUCAUGGCCGUCGGCAUCACCGUGGUGGUUUGCUUCACAGUGGUGCUCUUCUCUCUGCAGACCAAGUACGACUUCACUUCCUGUGCCGGAGUCCUGUUCGUGUGCCUGAUCGUCCUCUUCGUCUUCUCGAUCCUCUGCAUCUUCAUCCGUAACAACAUCCUGCAGAUCGUGUACGCCUCGCUGGGCGCGCUCCUCUUCACCUGCUUUUUGGCCGUGGACACGCAGCUGCUCCUGGGGAACAAGAAACUGUCUCUGAGUCCCGAGGAGUACGUGUUCGGGGCGCUGAACCUUUACCUGGACAUCAUCAACAUCUUCCUGUUCAUCCUACAGAUCAUCGGCCGAAGCCGUAACUAACACACAGCAGGGAGAUUAAACGCAGGCCUUUUACACGUCGCUUCUGUCUUUAAUAUCUUUAAAACUAAACUAGCCUGUUUUAUCAACGUUUGUGUAAAAAAAUGAAUAAAUAAAAUGUGAACCAGCUUAUUAUUAAUAUUAUUAUUAUUAUUAUUAUUAUUAUUAUUAUUAUAUUAAAUACCAAUCCAGUAAACGGAUUCCACUUUCGCUCCACACAGUCAAUCCAUCUUAGCUAAUGUCGCUAACAUGUAAUGGUUUAGCGUGGUGUGCUAAACGCGCAUCCCAAAAUGGCGUCUCGUCAAUCAGCUUUUGUGGCGUCGUCUCCAACAAAUCUGGACUUUUUUUUUUUUUUUUUAAUAAAAAUCAGCGCUCAGAUUUUUUCACCAUCUUAUCAUUACUACAUUACUUUCCCGAUUGCAGUGCUGCUCUUCCUGUAAAUACAGAUCGGAAUCUCCUCUUAGAUCGUUUUUUUGUUGUGAUGUUGUGAGUCUUGCAUUUAUUACCCCCUUAAUGCAGUGAUCAUUUAUCUGUAGUGUGUAACGAUAUAUUAAUAGACCGUUAACUACCGUGUGAUAUCAUUUUUUUUUUUUUUUUUCUUGAACUAACACUUAGACUUUUAGUUUUAUUAAAGGUUCUUAAAUCAAUCUUUGAUUAGUUUUCAUUGUUGUAUUUCAAAAUAAUUGUUCUGUUUAAUUAAAUCUGUAUUUUUCAAUAAUGUAUGUCUGAUAAAUGAAUAAAAAACCUUUUUCCCUGUCUGA
This is a messenger RNA of Pangasianodon hypophthalmus (striped catfish), 2002 nucleotides long. RefSeq names its product glutamate receptor, ionotropic, N-methyl D-aspartate-associated protein 1b (glutamate binding) (gene grinab). NCBI's taxonomy places the organism in Eukaryota, Metazoa, Chordata, Actinopteri, Siluriformes, Pangasiidae. The record is from RefSeq and is a predicted model, not a curated record. The coding region runs from base 165 to 1244 and encodes 359 amino acids. Gene Ontology annotation, cellular component: membrane; Golgi apparatus; endoplasmic reticulum. The transcript is spliced from 7 exons. Gene Ontology annotation, biological process: negative regulation of apoptotic signaling pathway.